Molecule: messenger RNA, 836 nt
Organism: Darwinula stevensoni
Lineage: Eukaryota; Metazoa; Arthropoda; Ostracoda; Podocopida; Darwinulidae
Source: the annotation of a GenBank genome assembly
AAAUAUGUUUCCAGCAAAUCCUUGCAUCCUGUCCUUUAUUUAGCCUGUUUCCAACUUCCCUGGGCUCUCCUCCCCAUGGAAGUUAUCAUAAAUGUGAUAUUAAGAAGUAGAGGGUGAAAUUGGGACGUUGGUUGGGCAGCAUGUGAAAUUCUUCAGUGUGGAUGAUGAAGUGGCCUUUUGUGAGAUAUCUUAGUGGCAAGUCCCUCAUAUUAUAUGCAAAGAAGAAAACAGCUGAAAAGGAUGCUGAGAUAAUCUUGGGAGUGACUGAUGGCAAAAAGGUAUGGAUAGCAUCUCUGCAAGAUGCUAACCAGCCUUUCACCUCUCCAGAGAUUGUCAGGGAGAAUUUGGAGCAGGGGAAAUAUGAGGUGACCCAGAAAGGUGAGGAGUUUCUUUGUCAGGCCACUGGCUUCACCAAGACAUUGACUGUAGCUGGGGCUAAGGACUCACAAGAAGAUAUCCAAAUGCUCCUUCUUCAUCUUGCCAGCAUCUCACCUUUUGCUCAACAGGAGAAGAGGACAGAGAGGACAGCUGAGUUUGUAAAGAUGCCAACAAGAGGAGGCAAGGACAAGGCUAGUCCUGUGAAGAAGCAACCUGGUAUGAGCCUUGUCAAUCCUUCCUCCAAACGAAUCAAGAAGGCUGCUGGUGUCCAAUUUACUGACUCAUGAUUUGAAUAAUUUGAUCAGUUUUUAAAAUUAACUUUCAUGCGUCUUAAUCAUGAGUUUUAGACCAUGAAACUUUUCAUGUUUUACAGCUGAUAUGGCACUUUAGUACAUAGCUAUUCUUGUCAAUGAUGAAUUUCAACCCAUUCAUGUGAAAUUUUAUCCCAGAUAUUGAUG